CGUUCUCGUCGCAAGAGUUUGCGGCGUUUGCAGCGUCAUACGGCUUUAACCACGGGACCAGCAGUUCAUACUACGCUCAAUCGAACGGAGAGGCGGAGAGGAUGGUGCGUACAAUCAAAGACCUGUUUCGCAAGUCAAAGGAUCCUCAUCUGGCUCUGCUCAGCUAUCGGGAUACUCCAGGAGUCGACGGCUUUAGUCCAGCCCAGCUGUUGAUGGGACGUCAACUCAGAACCAAAGUACCAAAGCAAGACUCCCAGCAACGUCCCAACUGGCCGCCAACGAAACGUGUCGUCGCCAAGGAUGCGGCUUACAAGCAGAAGCAGGCUGACAACUACAAGAGGCAUCACGGAGCUCGAGACUUACCGCCACUCCAAACAGUCCUCAGUCCGGGGCAAAGACCAAGAAGCUACGUGGUCGAAACGAAGCGAGGUGGCACCCUACAGCGCAACCAGCGUCACCUAGUGUCUUUUGGGCCUACUGCCUCCGGAGAGGAACCAACACCACUGCAGCAAGUUCGCUGUCAGGAACCUCAGCCUGCCAACAUCGUGGAAUCAACGGUCCCCCUCGGACAGUCUGUGCAACAGUCCCCUGCAGUCAGGGACCGCAGUGAUGGUGUGACAGGAACACGUUACGGCCGGCCUGUUGUUCCGCCGCGCCGUUUGAACUUGUGAAACUGUUGACACGUUUUUCUUCCUGAGUCCCUCCCGUCUAACCUUCAAUGCUUCAAGGGGGGAGAUGUAGAGGUCGCCACAGUUCAGCCCUGUUUUUUAGGCUGCCACCAGAGUGUGGCGCCCCCAGUGACCUGUGUGUGUCUAUAUAUGUUCGGGCCCAAUAAAGGAGGGUCAUUCCCUUUUCGUCUAAGAAAGUGGCGGUACGUGUCGGUCCGUCGCUGCGUGCCCGUGCCCCGCGGCACUAACCACGCGACAAAGAGUCCCGUGGCCCAUUACUUCCCGCGGAAAAACUAA
Messenger RNA from Dermacentor andersoni, 965 nucleotides. RefSeq lists its product as uncharacterized. NCBI's taxonomy places the organism in Eukaryota, Metazoa, Arthropoda, Arachnida, Ixodida, Ixodidae. The record is from RefSeq and is a predicted model, not a curated record.